AUUUGAAAAUUUCAUUUAUUCAUCUUGACUUUCAAAAUAUUCGAGAACGCGGAUUAUGGAAACAACAUAAAGUUAGAAAACAAGGUUUAUCAAACAUUCUCUCUGCAGAAAAUCUAUUGAUCAACAUUACAAAAAUUUAUCAAGAUGUAUACAAAAACUUUGAAACUAAUGUUUAUAUUAAUAUUACAUUGCGAGUUAGUGAAGCAAUUGAUAUAGAAGAUGCUGAUAGU
This is a messenger RNA of Funneliformis caledonium, 230 nucleotides long. NCBI's taxonomy places the organism in Eukaryota, Fungi, Glomeromycota, Glomeromycetes, Glomerales, Glomeraceae. The record is from the annotation of a GenBank genome assembly.